UGCCCGCGCUUCCGCUUCGGCCCCCUCCCCCCGGAGCUGAUGGUGCCGCGGCUGCGGCACGUCGUGCAGGAGGAGGGGGUGGACGUGACAGAGGAUGGGAUGAAGGCUCUGGUGACCCUCUCGAGUGGUGACAUGCGCAGAGCCCUCAAUAUCUUGCAGGUACGGGUCGGGGGUUGUGGUCGCUCUCCUCAGCGGCGGGCAGCCCCUUGCACGGGGCACCCCCUCAAGUCUGACAUUGCCAACAUCCUCGACUGGAUGCUGAACCAGGACUUUUCCACCGCCUACCGCAACAUCACCGAGCUGAAGACGCUGAAGGGCUUGGCCCUGCAGGACAUCCUCACCGAGAUCCACCUCUUCGUGCACAGAGUCGAUUUCCCACCCUCAAUCCGCAUCCAGCUGCUGAUCAAAAUGGCAGACAUCGAGUACCGACUGGCUGCUGGGACCAGUGAAAAGAUCCAGCUGAGCUCCCUCAUCGCAGCUUUCCAAGUCACCAGGGACCUCAUCGUGGCUGAAGCCUGA
Molecule: messenger RNA, 519 nt
Organism: Apaloderma vittatum (bar-tailed trogon)
Lineage: Eukaryota; Metazoa; Chordata; Aves; Trogoniformes; Trogonidae
Gene: RFC5
Product: replication factor C (activator 1) 5, 36.5kDa
Exons: 6
Biological process (GO): DNA-templated DNA replication; DNA repair
Cellular component (GO): nucleus; DNA replication factor C complex
Molecular function (GO): DNA clamp loader activity; DNA binding
Source: RefSeq, a predicted model, not a curated record